CAGAGCAAAUAAAGAUGAGUAAUAAUAAUAACGUGAGACGGGAUGAGGACUCAGCCCUCACAUCCAAUAUAAGACAAUUGAUUAAGGAAUUGAUGGCAGAAUUUUUGGGCACCUAUAUGCUGCUGCUAAUUGGGUGCUCAGGGACGGCUGCCUACGUAUUGAACAUUAAGGGCAUACCUAACAAACCCGUGGACUACGCCGGUGUUAACUAUUGCUGGGGGUUUGGAGCCUUUGUGGGUAUAUGUGCCUCAAUGGCCAUAUCGGGAGGUCACAUAAACCCGGCCGUAUCCAUAGCAUUCGCAACGUUGAGACGUUUCCCGUGGACUAAAGUGGGUCCCUAUAUAUUGGCCCAAACGGUGGGCGCAUUUCUGGGCGCCGCCACCGCAUACCUGGUAUACUUGGAUCAGAUCAAUAUGCAGCACAACUUAGAGCCGCUCAGGAAUCACACGGAAUUACGAGCCUUUGGAGACGCCCUGAGC
This is a messenger RNA of Oppiella nova, 479 nucleotides long. The record is from the annotation of a GenBank genome assembly. Lineage: Eukaryota; Metazoa; Arthropoda; Arachnida; Sarcoptiformes; Oppiidae.